AUGGCGCGAUUGACGAUUUUAUUCACUGUUAUUCUACAGAUCUCUUUAAUCUAUGCAAACAUCGACAUCGACGAUGAUGACGACCAAGAACAGUCACUGAGACAUGUUUUGAAAAACAAACCCAUCGAAGAACCCAUCACAGAAUUUAGGUCAAUCGACACGGAAUGGAUGGAUCUGUUCACGCUGCCAAAAAAUACUGCAUUCCCAUCGACAUCAUCUGCAGCUAAAAUGGCACAAGUUUUAAACACUGACAAAACAGCCGAACAACAGUUAGAAGAUAUGAAAGAAAUGGCAAAUGAAAUAACUCUUUCUAUCCAGAACGAAAUUGCGCAUCUAUUAUCUUUAGCUCUUAAGAACACAGAGAAAGAGUUACAAGAACACAACUCAAGAAAAAAAAGAUCCCCUGAAAGCCCCGUGGACUGUACUCGAUUUAUCUUGAGAUUACUUAACCAUAUAAAACUCUGCAACGAGCAUCAAAACAUAGCUAUCGAAAAGAUGAUGACUGCUCAACAGAUCGCUGAUAAGUUUGGAAUCGAAUUCACUCCUGAUCCGGAUAUAUUCUCUGAGCUCGCCAUUGCAUCGAGCAAGCAAACGGAAGACUUGGCUAAUAUUUUACAGGAUGCUUAUAAAACUAAAAACAUUACCAACGAAAUAGAAUUCAUACCAUUAGAGGAGGAACCUAUUCAGAAUCCCAAUGAAAAUAAUACCUAUUACGUCUACUCAACUCAUGUACCAAAAGAACAGAUCGCUGAACAACUAGAAACUCCACCUCAGUAUGAAUUCAUUCCCGAACACAUCGAUUCACAGUUGCCCGUCAGCCAUAUUCAUUAUGAGCCUACACAGUACAGCUACUAUUUCAAUAUUCCACUUGAAACUCAAAUCCCAGCUCCCGUGCAUGCUCCCGUCAGUUACAUGCCCAAGUUCUACGAACCGCCAAUGUUUACACCAAUGGAACACCAUCCGCAUUACUACCCAGAGCCGAUUACCAAAACUACAACAAUAAUUCUGCCUAUUGACGAGCCAAAAGAGCCUGAACCUGAACUUAUAGGAGAAGAAUUUGAAGAAACUGUUACUUCUAAGGUAAUGGUAGAUCGUGGAGACGAGCCUGGGUCGUCAACUGUGAAUCAUGUAAUGACGUAUACUAUAUCAGAGAAGUCCCACUUUAGAACACCACAAAUUGAAAAUUUACCCCAACAAAUGCAAUAUUAUUUCUUUUUGAUGUAA
This is a messenger RNA of Diatraea saccharalis (sugarcane borer), 1224 nucleotides long. The record is from the annotation of a GenBank genome assembly. Lineage: Eukaryota; Metazoa; Arthropoda; Insecta; Lepidoptera; Crambidae.